Molecule: messenger RNA, 6316 nt
Organism: Passer montanus (Eurasian tree sparrow)
Lineage: Eukaryota; Metazoa; Chordata; Aves; Passeriformes; Passeridae
Product: mucin-5B-like
Exons: 10
Coding region: 48-1634 (528 amino acids)
Cellular component (GO): extracellular matrix
Molecular function (GO): protein binding
Source: RefSeq, a predicted model, not a curated record
AUGUUAAAAUAAGAACCACCACAGGCACCACGGCUGGCCCCAGCAGCAUGGCCUCAGCUAGUGAGGGCACAACCAUCAUCACUACCACCACUAGCACUGUCUCCACUUCACCUGAAAUAACAUUAAUAACCACUUCUGGCCCCUCAGCUGUGUUCACUACCACUCUUCCUCAGUCUGGAAGUACUCCAGCAGCUUUAACUGGUACAUCACAAUCAAGUCAUGUUACAACAAGCACUCCUGCAACUGUCAGUUCUUCCACCAGCACAUCUGUUACAUCCAGCAAAAUACCUCCAUGCUUUUGUCAUGUGUUUGAAACUUUAUUUUCUCCUGGGGAAGUGGUAUACAACAGAACAGAUAGAGCUGGCUGUAAUUUUUAUGCACUUUGCAGCAAAGAAUGUGAGAUUGAGCCCUUCUAUGGGCCAUGUCCUGUGACAACUCCUGCUCCUUCAGUCGCCCCCUCAACUACAUCACAAGCUGCCUCACCAACCACAGCAACAACCACCACAACUUCAGUGGAAAGAAACUGCACUGAUGUCUAUCCUGCACGAAAGCCUGGAGAGGAGUGGAUAGAUGAAUGCCAGAAGUGUGUCUGUGACUCCCUCACUGCUACUGUGCAAUGCCAGCCACUCCCAUGCCAAACAGCUCAGCAAACAAUUUGUGACCUAGGAUUUGUUCCCAUGGCUGUACUACCACAAAAAGACCCAUGUUGUCCUGCAUUUGAAUGCCAACCAAUACCUGAUGUCUGUGUGAUUAAUGGAACAUUGUACACGGUUGGAAAGUCAGUAGUAAUUGAUUCAUGUAAGAAGUGCACCUGCAGUUCUGAGAAGGAUCCAGAGACUAAUGCAAACAUUAUGCAUUGUGAAACAGUUCAGUGUGAGACAUCGUGCCCGCUGGUGAGUUCAGGUUCUCUAGGCUGCCCAGUCAGCUACAGCAAGACUAGAAUUCUCCAUCCCCAAUUCAACAUACUUUCUCCUUCAUGUCUUUCUGGGCAGGGUUACCAGUACAUGACUGAGGAAGGAGAGUGCUGUGGGAAGUGUAUUGAAGUAGCUUGCAAAGUCAAACUCAGAAACAACACUGUUCAUGUGCUCAAUGUUAACGAGAUCCUGCCACUUGAUCAGUGCAGCCACUACAAAUGUGAAAAAAUUGAAGAUCAGUUUGUUGCAGUCCAAACUAAAAGAGUAUGCCCUGAGUACGACCCUGCAGAGUGUGAUCCUGAUGAAACAGAGAUUACAUCUGAUGGCUGCUGCAAAAUAUGUAAACCUAAAACGUGCAAGCCUUACACCAAGGAAACUGUGAUCAGCCAUGCUGACUGUGAGUCUUCUGAACCUGUUCAGCUGUCAUAUUGUGAAGGAAGUUGUCCUGGCUCCUCAAUGUACUCUCUUGAAGCAAACCAGAUGGAACACAACUGUGGUUGCUGCCAGGAACUCAGCACCCAAACAAGAGAGGUGACCCUGACUUGCCAAAAUGGAACCAGCAUAAAUUAUACCUAUCUCUACGUGGAAAACUGCCAGUGUGUGAACGCUUGCUCUUCAGAAACCACUGCAGCACCUGACUCCCAGUUCCAACAAUCUAGAAAAUAUGGCUCCCAACUGCAACAGGCUGUGUCACUUGGUUCCGAAUGGCAACUCAGCUGAGGAUAUGAUCACUAGAAAAAGAAAGCAGAGACCGUAGAGAAGCUGGAAUCAGGUCUUCCCAAAAAUAACUUGUGCUCCUUCUUUAACAUUCUUUUUUCAUGUCUUACUUGUAAAAAUAAUUAAAAAAAAAGUCAAUUAAAUUGCAGUGUUUGGGUUUUUUUUUAAUGUUACGGUAUUGAAGAGUAAAAACAGAUGAAUGCAAAAUACCUCAUGUAACUUACAGAAAUAUGCAAGCACAUGCUUCAUCACAAAACCUGUAUUUGAGGCAGAAAAGAAUUAAGGAGUCUAAAAAAUAAAGCAAGAAAACAUUGCAUCUACAUUGCCCUUCUUGAUCCUAGUGAAAGCAUUAUUGUAUAUCCUUUUUAUAGACAUAAUAGUCCUAACACAUCUCAAAAACAGGGACAAAGCUGUUUUAUUUGAUCAAUAAAACUUUCAGUACUUUUCAGUUCUGGUGACUGUUCAAUACCCAUCUUCAUUACCUAAAUGACACAGAGUCCAAUGAAUGGCAUCAGGAAGUAUUCUGACUUAGAGGGGUACAUUCUAUAGCCCUCUUCCUGAACUAGGUAAAAUUCCCUCAGCCAUGUCCAAAUAGCUCUUCCCACUGGCAUAAAAGGCAUAAAGAUAAAAAAAAACCUCCUUAUUUGCUCAUUUCCAAGUCCUUUAGUUUGUUCCUCAUGCUGCAUGUACUGCAUGUAUUUCAAACGUGCUCCAGCAUACUCAUACAUCACGGAGCACUGUGAAGGAUCUUGCUACCCCUCCAUUGGUCCAACACUGCUGUGUAGCCACCAGGUUUAUGUCCAGCAAGCCUGGGUUUAGCCCUUUUUCCCCUUCAAUCCACUUUAAUGCUCUUUCAGCAAGCACUGUACCCUCGCAAAGAUCCUUCUCUCUGUCUGAGACAGGUGCACCCAGCUAUUGCCACCAAAUAUCGAUCUGCUGGUUCUUGUUUCCUCCCUCACCAUUCCCUGCAACUGGAAGGAUAAAGGAGAACACUACUCAUGCUCCUGAUCCCAUAGUAACCAGGUGUCCCAAGGCCCUGAAACCUCUUCUGAUUGUCCUUGGCCUUCUCCUUGGCCUUCAUAUUGCAAAUUUCAUAACCGCCUACAUGAGAAAGCAAUAAUGGGUAAUAAUUCAAGGGCUGUAUCAGAGCUGAAAGUUUCCUCAUGUCAUCUGUAACCCAGGUCCCAGGAUAGCAGAUGACUUCCCUGUGAAGUGGGGCUUGCCAGGAAAUUGGACCUUCUGUUCCCCUCACUGGAACUACGCCAACACCUUAUCUUUCUUUCUUUCUGGAAGCAGUUUCAACACAGUGCACAGGGAAACUUCACCUUAGUAAGUCUUCCUAUAGAGGUGAACCAUCGUCCUCAUCUUUUGGUUUCCACUUGCAGAGCCUUGUACCUAUUAAACAAGGGCACCUGGGAAGGUGGGGUAGUCACAGAGGAGUGUCCUAGCCAUACCAGGCUGGAAUUUGUAACCAUUACCCCCAGUACAUACUCUUUUAUAACUACUUAAAGAAUAAUUUUACAAAUAGCUUUAAGCAUUUUAAAUCAACUUGAUACUCCACAUUAAACUGAUGACUAUUACAGAGGUAACAAAUUUAAACCAGAAAAACAUUGUCCUGUGAGUGCUAAGUUCCUGGUAAUCCACAGAGAAACAUGGACCCCACAGACAUGGAAAGUGUAAUUCACUGGAGUUAUUUUAUAAUUGGAGAUAAUUUUAAAAUAAAUUGAAUCAUCCUUCAUUCUCUUUCAAUGGUAAAUACAUUAAACUUAUAAAAAUGGUCUAUUUUUCAUACACUGAGAUGUUUUAAAAACAUGUUCUAACUCUUCGAAUACUUCAAACAGUAGUACUUUUAUAAUUCUCUCAUCCAUGAAAAUACAUAUGUAGCUCAGAUAAUUUUCAAUCUACUUGCUUCCAUAAAUUCACUUUUCCAGUCUAUAUGCAAAUUCUCCUUCAAAAGUUAUAGUAUAACCCAAGUAUAUCUUACAAAAUUAAUUAUGCUUUUUGGCAAGACAGUAAAGAAAAUACUUCUAAAAUAUACUGCUGCAUAAAAAUUUAUUAACUCGGUUUUCUGACUAAGCUUCCUUAGGAUCUAGAAGAGAAAGCUCAAGUCUUCAGUAGGCUACAACUAAAAACUGCAAAGAAGAUUGCUAAUAUGGGUUUUCAUUUUUCCUUCUUAUUCUAAGAAAACACAUAUAUACAUUUCUCCUAGAGACCUUGCUCACACUGAUGUUCUGAAAUGUUUUAAUAUUCAAAAUAUACUGAUUUCUCUUUAUACCCCCACUCAUCAUCAAUGAUUAACACUGAAAUGAAAAAGCUAAUAAAAAUACAACAUGCUAAAUAGAUGCUUCAGCAGCACAAGAACACCAGCAUCUAUUUAUACUAAUUUUCACUCUUCCUAUCUCUCACAGCAAAAUGGAGAAAUGUGAAAGCAAACUGUAACCUUUGAAGAUAAAUUGGGAUAGAAACUGAUACUCAAGGGCUAGAAAAAAGCACAAUUUUAACACAGUUUUAUUUCACAGCAGGUACUCAAUACUUUAAGGAAAUAAAUAAAAGAAAAACCAGCUGUGAAAGAUUCCUCUCAACUAUCAUUUGUUAGAAAAACCAAAACUCUUGAUUAGGAGACAAAGCACACUGUGACUGGACAGUAAAUCCCAAAAUGUUAGCUUGAUAACAGUAAUAUUCAGACUGGUUAAUAAUCACAAUCAUCACUGCACAUGGUGAUGCUGUUAAGUCAGAGAGGGCCCCAGAUACCUUUACCAUCACAGUACUAGGAAGAGAUGCUAUGCAAACCAAAUAUUUCAAAAUCAUUUAUCAUACAUUAGCAGAUAAAGCCAGCUCUUUUUGUAGCUGGAACAGCACACAUGAUCAAUUUCAUAACUCUUCACUUGGACACCACUCCCAUCCAGAGUCCUCAAUCCUUCACACUGCAGCAUUCCCUCCACACCCACAUGCCAUUGUUCCCUCCUCCCCUGCUCUCCAAUGCUGUCCUUCAAACAACAGUAGUUGCAGCAUCAGUACUGCCUUCUGUCCUCCAGACCUGCAACACCAGCAUAUUUCCUUGAGAAAGCAGCCCCUAGAAGAGUUAGAAAGAGGCACCUACCUGUAGAGGAAUUCUCAAAGUGCUUUUGAGCAUUUACAGUUACUGUUCCCAUCAGAUGGUCCCAUUAAGAAGCAGUGUAGUUUGCCAACCAAUGUUCGACAGUGAAUAGAAGACAGUAACCAAUACUUGAAUUUUAGAUCAGUCAAAGACUCACACUGUGGUGCUCUCCAAUAGAGACAUAAUACACUUUCAUUCAGAUGGUACAUUUAUUAAAUUAGAAUGAAAAAGUUAAUGUACUUUAGAGUGCAAGAAACAUAUUUGGACACUGGACCUCAGUACAGAGAAACAAUGUCUUCAGAAUAAUUACAGCAACACAACAUCCUCUGUAGGGUAUUACAUAUCAACCAAACAGGCAAUAACGUUUAUAAGGGGGGAAUAAACCCAUUCAGUACCAUCAGCAGAUGCAAAGAGCAGUAGAGAAGUUGCAAGGAUCUAGCUAGACAAAAAAAUGUUCCUACCUUUAGCAAGUUGAGGCUCUUGGCAGGACUCAAACUAUACUGAGAGCACUAACUUUUAGCAGAUGCCUGUCUUACACAGCUGGCUUUAGCUCCAAGCUGCUGAAGCUGUUGAGCAGAGGAGCAGCAUCAAACACAGUAUUACCCCAUUAGCAUUUUCUCAAAAGCUACAAUCAUGACUGACAAUUUGUUUGUUUUAAAUAGAAAACCAGACUUUCAGUUCCAAUACCUUAAUUUUACAGACCCUAAAGUAAACACUUCCUGUCUUUUUUUAUCUCUCUCUGACUCAAACCUAACAACAAACAGCUCAACUGGAAGGAUAUGUAUGCUGAAAAGCUGAGUAGGUGAUCACUUUGUUCUUUUUAACAAGAGAAAGUAGCACAUAUUGAUGUAAGAGUUUAAUCUCUAAUGCUUAAUUAAAUAAAGACAAAAAAAUCCACAGAACAAUAUUUAAGUAUAGUGUACGAUAAUGAAAUCCAUCUACUGGCCAUACUGCUCCUACAUAUCCUAUUUUCAACUCAUAUUUGUACCCUGUUUUGAAUAACAUUUGCCUAGGAAAAGAAAUACACACUAAAAAUAUAUCUAAGAACAGGAAUCUCCCUCAGAGGGCCAGAGUCAGUUUAUGAAUAAACCUGGCUAGCUUAACUUUUGCACUUACCCCUCCUGGCAGUUAGGACUGAAAGGUGGUUUUGUUCUGCACUUGAAAUGGAGCUGUAAUAGGAUGCAGUACAAUUUACCAGCCAUUAAGUUGAACCAUGACCACUUGCUUUUAUGAAAAGCUGUGUAUGAAUCCCACCAUUUUAAUAUAAAAAUUUAAAUUAUGUACAUUUUCCCUGAAUUGUUCCGUCCCUAGCAAUUCAUGCUACCUAUGUAAAAGUUAGAGCACAGGACUCUUCCUGGAGGUAUCUAAGCAUUAAAUCCUCACCAACAUUCAUCCUUUUGGGUCAUCAUGUCACAAAACACUCUGCUUUUAUAAAGACCAAAUGCCUCUACACCUGAUCAAUCACAAAAUUUACCAUGACUGUAGGGAAGGGGCAAGACUAGUUUAUUGAAGAAUACCCAUUUAACUUUAGAAAACAAAAGUAAGGCAAUUCUACAACUACAGCACACAGAACUAUAGCCUUGAAUUU